Messenger RNA from Boleophthalmus pectinirostris (great blue-spotted mudskipper), 3965 nucleotides. RefSeq names its product E3 ubiquitin-protein ligase TRIM21-like. Bases 142 to 1608 code for a protein of 488 amino acids. The transcript is spliced from 2 exons. NCBI's taxonomy places the organism in Eukaryota, Metazoa, Chordata, Actinopteri, Gobiiformes, Gobiidae. The record is from RefSeq and is a predicted model, not a curated record. Gene Ontology annotation, molecular function: zinc ion binding; protein binding.
GGGGGGCUGGUCACGUGACUCGCUGCUCUCCACACGGUGACUGCAGCAGGAUCUGGAUCUGGAUCUGUGUGCGGGAUUUACGCUUCCAACUCGACCCUGAGCCCCUGCGCCGGUUCCUGAGGGCCUCUGCAGAUCCAGAUCAUGCCUCCACAGAAGAGGAAGCGUGAGCCGAGCUCCAGCUCACAACAGGCCAAACCUGGAGAAGUGUCGUGUGACUUCUGCUCUGACCCCAAACUGAAGGCCUCCAAGUCCUGCCUGGUGUGUCUGUCCUCCUUCUGUGAGAAGCACCUCCAGCCUCAUCUCACAGUCUCUGGGCUGAAAGGACACCAGCUGAUGGAGCCUGUGGAAGACCUGGAGGACAGGAUGUGUCCCACACACCGGCGCCCCCUGGAGCUCUUCUGUGGCACUGACCAGAGCUGCGUCUGUGCCGUGUGUGUCCUAGAGCACAAGAACCAUGAGUUAGUGUCUCUGGAGGAGGCGUGUGAGCGCAGGAGGUCCUCUCUGCUGCAGACUCAGGCUCAGAGCCAGCACAUGGUGGAGCAGAGGAGGCAGAAGAUCCAGGAGAUCCAGAGGCUCCUGGAGCUGAGUGAGACAGAGACAGACAGAGAGAGGGCUGCGGGGCUGCAGGUCUUCACUGCUCUCAUGCAGUCUGUUCAGAGGCGUCUGGACCUCUUCUUAGAGGAGCUCCAGGAGAAGGAGAGCAGAAACCACAGACGAGCCCAGGAUCUGCUGCAGCGGCUCGAGCAGGAGAUCUGUGAUCUGGAGAAGAGCAGCGCUGAAUGUCUCUCACGCUCUCAUGACCCCCUUCAGUUUCUACAGCGCUGCCCUAAACUCAGCGGACUGAAGGAGUGGAGCAGCGUGAGCUUUGAAGCAGAGACGUGUGAGGGCAGUGCAGCCCGCGCUCUGUCUGAGCUCCACAAGAGUCUCUCUGAGGAGUUUAAAGUUCAGUUCGAGGUGGAGCUCAGGAGAGUGCAGCAGAGUGCGGUGGAGGUGACUCUGGACCCGGACACGGCUCACCCUAAACUGGUUCUGUCUAAGGACUUAAAGCAGGUUCAUCACAGUGACCAGAAGAGGGCGCUACCGGAGAGCGGGCGGAGGUUCUCUCAGUGCUGCUGCGUGCUGGGCCGGCAGAAGUUCUCCUCGGGCAGGUUCUACUUCGAGGUCCAGGUGGAGGGGAAGAGCGAGUGGGACCUGGGCGUGGUCAGAGAGUCCAUCAACACUCAGGGGAAGAUCGCCCUCAAGCCAAAGAACGGCCAGUGGGUGGUGUGGCUGAGGAGCGGGCAGUACCAGGCUCUGGCCGGACGCCCCGUGGUCCUGUCUCCACGGCGACCUCCUCGGAAAGUGGGCGUGUUCGUGGACUACAGAGGGGGCGUGGUCUCCUUCUACGACGCGGAUUCGGCAGAUCUCCUGUACGCCUUCACCGACUGCAGCUUUGAGGAGAGUCUGCUGCCCUUCUUCAGUCCCUGCAACAACGACAGGGGCAGAAACUCCGCCCCCUUGGUCCUGUCGCCCGUCUGUAAACCCGAGUCAGUCAAGUCUGAGCCAGAGGAGCCGUGCACAAAACAGAACAACAAUCACAACGAUCAGACGAAGAACCAGACAGUUUAACUCUUUAAAGCUCCUUUAUUUUGCCAAACUGACUCUUGUGAGCUUUAAAUCAUGUUAUAAUGUUGUUUCCUCCUCAAAAACAGACCUGGAGUUGUGUUUUGUUUCAUUCAAAUCUUGAUUAACUCUUUAUUAUUAGUCUGUCUACAUCUCCAAGCUCCAAACAUCUCCUUUAAUCUUUAGUUCAAUCAGAAAUUCCAGGGCUGAAAUCAUCCAAAGUUUAAAACCUCCACUGUGGUUUUAAACUCCAUUUUCUAGUGUUGUAGGACUCGAGACUGGUCUUGGUCUUGAGACUGCCCUCAAGACCGUUUUUUUACGGUCUUGGUCUCGUCUCGGACUCGACCGCGUUUGGACUCGGUCUUGUCUCGGACAAGUGAUAAAAUGGAGAUAGAUUCAUAAAAACAUUGAUAUAUUUGAGCCAAAAUAACUGUACAAUACAAAUAAAUGUUGAAAAGUACGAAGAUGGUUUCGAUUUGGUCUUGAUGGGCCGUGGUCUCGACCUUGUCUCGAUUUUGGCCUUUAUAAGACUUGGUUUUGUCUCGGGCUCGACCCUCAGAGGUCUCGGUCUUGUCUCGGUCUUCGUCUCGAUCUUGUCUCGGUCUUGUCUCGAUCUCGUCUCGGUCCCGUCUCGGUCCCGUCUCGGUCUUGGCCUUUAAGAGGCUUGGUUUUGUCUCGGUCUCGACCCUCAGAGGUCUCGGUCUUGUCUCGGUCUUGGCCUUUAAAAGACUUGUUUUUUUCUUGGUCUCGAGCCUCCAGAGGUCUCGGUCUUGGCUUUUAAAAGACUUGGUUGUGUCUUGGUCUCGACCCUCAGAGGUCUCGGUCUCGUCUCGUCUCGUCUCGGUCUCGGUCUUGUCUCGGUCUUGGACUUUAAAAGACUUGUUUUUUUCUCUGUCUCGAGCCUCCAGAGGUCUUGAUCUUGUCUCGAUCUUGUCUCGAUCUUGUCUCGAUCUUGUCUCGAUCUUGUCUCGGUCUUGUCUCGGUCUUGUCUCGGUUUUGCCCUUUAAAAGACUUGUUUUUGUCUUGGUCUCGAGCCUCAGAGGUCUUGGUCCCGGGACCUUGUGGUCUCGGACAGGUCUUGGUCUUGACUAGUGAUUUCAGGAUUUGUGUUAAACGUGCGAAUGAAACAAAAACAAAACUCUGUGUGUUUGAUGAGGAAACAAGAUUAAAACAUAGAACAGAAAAUAGAGCAACACGGGCCUUUUAAAGAUUUAAAGACCAAAUUGUUUUACUUUCACGUGUUCAGGAUUCAGCCUUUACAAACAUUUAUCAGUAUUUUGCCUUUGUUCAAUCGAAACCACAACAUUGAUCUAAAAGAGCUUCACAACAGAAACUGGAUCAUUAACUUCCUUCAGCAAAUUUCUCAUCUAACUUUUAUUGUUAUUGUUGAAAAAGGUGAUUUUUUAUUUUUUUUUUACUUACAUAUUUGACCUGAGUGUGAAUUUUUCGUUGCCUGAACUAAACUAAACUGAGCAGUGGCAGAGAUGAGGGGAAGGUGAAAACUGACAUUUUCUUGAGCGCUUUAGUCUCAAAUAGUGCAGGUAUCAUUAAGAAGUUGCCGAUACGAUACACAUCUCGAUACACAGACCACGAUACGAUACGCUUUUCGAUACGGUGAGCAUUAAUUCAGUACGAUUCGAUACGGUUCAGUGUAAAAAAGGCAAAAUCGUGGCUCUAAAAGUCCACUACAAGUUUAUGCGAAGUGAAAUGUGAAAAAAAAAACAAUUUUAUCCAAAACAGUGAAAAUGUCAACACAACUGUAGCUCUUACACAAAUUAAUUUAGCAAAAAAAUACUCUUGAUGGAUAUAUCGAUACAGCAGCCCAAGAUAUCGAUACUGUAUCAGCACAUUAAACAAUACGAUAUAUCGAUAUGUUGAUAUUUUUGCACAUCCCUUAAGGGUCCGUUCACACCAAAGCGUCAAAAAACGCCUUGACGCCUUUUCAUUUGAGUUUAGACGCCCCCGACGCUCGUCUUUGACGCCGUGGACGAACGGGAGAAAAAUACUUGACGCGCGUCCGUUGCCCUGGAAACAAGAGCCCGUCCUGGUCUUUUCCCGAAACAAUGUCAGACCAGACUGAGAGACUUUAGUGUUUUUAUGACAUAAAACAUCAGUGGAGGAGAUCGGGUCGACGACUGGGGCGUGUUUAUAUUUAUACUCCACUAAUGACACUGGAUCAGUCCCGGUCUAGUCCUGGUCUAAUCACGGUCUAGUCUCGGUCUAGUUCUUGUUUAGUCCCGGUCUAGUCCUGGUUUGGUCCCGGUCUAGUCUCGGGCUAGUCUCGAUCUACUCCCGGUCCAGUCCUUGCUUAGUCCUGGUCCGGUCCUGGUUUAGUCCUGGUGUAGUCCUUGUUUAGUCCCGGU